CAGGACUGCUGCUGGCCUCUUCUCGGCCUGCACUUGAUUGUCUUCAUCUGUUGUUGGUAUCUGCUCGAGACCGAGAGACAUGCUUUCUGCUUGUUGAUCGCGGGUUCUGAGUGUAUCGGUCUUCUUUCGCCGCGGAAAAAUAGCUGUACCAAGAAUCGAAGGCCUUUCAGUCCUCAAUUCAGUGCACAGUGGCAUAGCCUGUCGUCAAAAUGUCUACGUUGCCCCCGCUCGACGGGCUCAAUCUCAAUGGCGCCUCUGAUCGCAAUAAGAAGGUCGCUUACUUCUACGACUCGGAUGUGGGCAACUAUGCCUACGUUUCCGGUCAUCCGAUGAAACCUCAUCGUAUAAGGAUGACACACAGUCUGGUCAUGAACUAUGGUCUGUACAAAAAAAUGGAGAUUUAUCGCGCGAAGCCAGCCUCCAAGUACGAGAUGACGCAAUUCCAUACAGAUGAAUACAUCGAUUUCCUCUCAAAGGUUACUCCUGACAAUAUGGACCAAUUUUCGAAAGAGCAAAGCAAGUACAACGUCGGUGACGACUGCCCUGUUUUCGACGGCCUCUUUGAGUUCUGUGGCAUCAGUGCUGGUGGAAGCAUGGAGGGUGCAGCGCGCCUCAAUAGGAACAAGUGUGAUAUUGCAGUCAACUGGGCUGGUGGCCUCCACCACGCGAAGAAAAGCGAAGCUAGUGGUUUCUGCUACGUGAAUGAUAUCGUUCUAGGUAUCUUAGAGCUGCUGCGGUUCAAGCAGCGAGUCCUAUAUGUGGAUAUUGAUGUUCACCACGGUGACGGAGUGGAGGAAGCAUUCUAUACUACGGACCGCGUUAUGACCGUCUCCUUCCAUAAGUAUGGUGAAUAUUUCCCUGGAACCGGUGAACUCCGUGAUAUCGGUGUCGGACAGGGCAAAUACUAUGCUGUCAAUUUUCCUCUCCGGGAUGGGAUCGAUGAUGUCUCCUACAAGAGUAUCUUUGAGCCUGUCAUCAAAAGUGUCAUGGAAUGGUACCGUCCCGAAGCUGUUGUCCUGCAGUGUGGAGGCGACAGUUUGUCAGGUGACCGACUGGGUUGCUUCAACCUGAGCAUGCGUGGCCAUGCCAAUUGUGUUAAAUUUGUCAAGUCCUUCAACCUCCCCACUAUGAUUCUCGGAGGCGGUGGCUAUACAAUGCGCAAUGUUGCACGAACUUGGGCGUUCGAGACUGGUAUACUUGUGGGCGACGGGCUUGGACCCGAACUUCCUUACAACGACUACUAUGAGUACUUCGGCCCUGACUACCAGCUUGAUGUCCGUCCGUCGAAUAUGGACAAUGCGAACACGAAGGAUUAUCUUGACAAAAUUCGCACUCAGGUCGUUGAGAAUUUGAAGCGUACUGCAUUUGCACCGUCCGUUCAGAUGACCGAUGUGCCCCGAGAGCCGCUGGUGGAAGGCCUGGAUGAUGAAGCUGAUGCAAUUCUUGAUGACCUCGACGAAGAUGAGAACAAGGACAAGCGCUUCACGCAGCGACGAUUUGACAAGUUUGUUGAGAAGCCCGGAGAGUUAAGCGACAGCGAAGAUGAGCAAGAAAACGCUGCAAAUGGCAUCCGUCGCCAGCCCGGUGCCUUGAAGCGCAGGAACCAAGUGAAUUAUCGCAACCCCGAGGAGUCUGGCCUUGACAGCGGCCUCGCCACCCCUCGUGAUGCCUCCUCGGUUGCCGAUGAUGAAAUGGAUAUCACUGCUGACGUUAAAAUGGGCGAACCACUAGAGCAAGAUAUUGAAGAUCGCCGCUCUCAAUCCGCUACUGAACUGGCCUCAAAGCCCAAAGAGACCCCCACUGCGGAGGAAGCGACAGGCCUGACGGUUGAUGGACAGGACAAGAUUCCUUCUGCUUCGGUGUCUGUACAACCUACCCCUGCCCCUCAAGAUGACGAUAUUGCGAUGGAAGACGCGGCCGCUGUGCCGCCCUCGGAGGUCGAGAAGGCUGGAGAAUCCCCCAGCGCCGCACCGGAACAAGGAGAGACCUCCGAAGAAACAUCCGUCCAGGGUCAAGCGGUUGAAAGACAACCGUCGCCGGCCAAGAGACAGACCCCUUCCAAGGAGACCACUGAGCCUGCAGAGACUACUGACGCGGAAGCGACCGUUGAGCGUUCAACAGAGGAGCCUGUCUCAUUGAUAAAAGAGGAAGAACCCUCCAAGGAAACUCAUUCCGAGGAGGCUACAGAACCUCCCAAGAGCGAAGAACAGCUUCCUCACUGACUGCAGUGACCUCUGCUUCCUCUUUCGUGCAGGUCACUGGCGCAACGGCAGGUUUGGUGUUUCGGUCGGCAACUUCUUUGUAUUAUGCUACUACCCGAAGGUUCAUGAUUUUCUUUUUUUCUCUCUU
Messenger RNA from Penicilliopsis zonata CBS 506.65, 2349 nucleotides. RefSeq lists its product as hypothetical. The coding region runs from base 210 to 2222 and encodes 670 amino acids. The record is from RefSeq and is a predicted model, not a curated record. NCBI's taxonomy places the organism in Eukaryota, Fungi, Ascomycota, Eurotiomycetes, Eurotiales, Aspergillaceae. The transcript is spliced from 5 exons. Gene Ontology annotation, molecular function: histone deacetylase activity.